Molecule: messenger RNA, 1092 nt
Organism: Peronospora belbahrii
Lineage: Eukaryota; Oomycota; Peronosporomycetes; Peronosporales; Peronosporaceae
Source: the annotation of a GenBank genome assembly
AUGGAUGAGAAAGAAGCUGCAAAGGCAAAGCUCCUUAUUGCUACAUUACAGAAAUACGGCUAUGAUUUAGAAGACCCUACGCGCACAAGCUUUACUAGUAGCACAAACUCAAGCGAUGGAUCAACUGAAUGGAGUCCCGAUGAUGAUAUAGAGCCCGUUGCCGCUCGCCGUUGUAGCGUCGCGUCGUCUGCCGGUAUCUUGGCGCUACGUGAUCGCAAGAAUCAACAGAGCGCUUUACAUAUUGCUGCUAAAAAGGCACAUUUUGAUGUAUUGCGUGCACUAGCAAAUCUACCGAAAGUAUCGGACCACUUGAAUGCUGGCGAUCGACACUGCAAUACGGCACUACACUUUGCUGCUAGCAGUGCUAGGUCAAAAGCACCGGAUAUGGUGGAGCUGCUACUGAACUUGGGUGCAAACCCGUUGGCAACGAACGUUCGUGGUCAGACACCACUGGCUAUUCACAUUAUGACAGCUAAACCAGAAACACCGGUGACGAUUACGAAACUCUUUAUCGAUAAGUUUCGACAGCUGAAACCCCCCUUGUCCUCGCUGGCACCACCGUCACCGUCAUCACCAACGGAUCUACGCGCCCAAGCGCCGUGUGCGAUACUGAACGAGCUGGUCAAUGGUACCACAUAUUUGCAUAUGGCAGUGGAUCGUCAAUUGGGCGAAAUUGGUGGUGCAUUGGUGCAGGGAGGCGCUUCCAUUAACGUGCCUGACCACAAUGGCGUCAUGGUGAGCGAUACGAUCCCAAAAAAGAUGCUGGUAAAGCUUAUUACUUUCAUGACGGAAGGCUCUCAGGUUGCUCCGCCCGACAUUGUACGCGGCAGCUGCAAGAUUUGCCGUAAUCCAAAGAGCCUGUUGGACCCUCUGAAAGAUUGCAUCCUGUGUGGCCGCGCUGUCUGCAAGAACUGCUCGAAGAAAGCGUCCGAGAUCCGCAAAACAACGUCAGAUGGCAGCCAUGCAACGCUGAAGGACAAGGACGAGGGCAGAUUCUGUGCUGUUUGCUGCACUGUCAAGAUUUUGAAAAGUAAAAAGCACAACGAGCGCGAGAACUUCAAUAAGAAGCUAAUGGGCUGUGGCAUGAAAUAG